AUGCCGACGGACGGAAAACAGCCGAGUGCAAAUGAGGGAGCGACUGACAGUAUUACACAGCUCAAACCUCCUGCUCAGUUAGACUUCGAUACGACAUACUUGGCUGACACUUAGAUAAGAUGGAAGCAAGAAUUAGAAUUAUAAAUGGAUUUGGCAAUGAACGAAGGCGACGAAGACAGGGCGACGAAAGUAAAAUUUAUGUAUUUCUGUAUUUAAUCGGCGGUCAAGGGAGGGAAAUUUAUGAUACGAUGGCCUUCGCAGUUCCCGCGUCGCAAAGAACUUUAGCCCAGGUGUAAUCCGAGAAAAAAUGAAACUGUUGAAAGCUUCAAGUAUUUCUCCUGUAUUUAGGACCCAGGUGAAUCAUAAGAAAAGUUUAUUACAGAUUUGAAGCUGUUAGCGACGACCUUUAACUUCGGUGAUCUUAAAGAUUUGCUGGUGAGAGACCAGAUCAUUUGUGGAACCCAGGACCAGCAGCUUCGAGAAGAACUGCUUUAGAUUCCAGUAUUUUAUUUACAAAGAUGUUUCAACGUUUGUGGAGCGGCCGGACUAAACGGACACGGACUAAAACUUUGGAAGAGGGCGAGGCGGUAGACUUACUGAACGGGCAAACGAAGCGCGUCAAGGUGUCUGUUAGCAAAAGCAUGGCAAUUCUGCUAACAAAAGGCGCGAAAAUGAUGACCAGGACGCGAAAGAUUCCAGACACAAAGAAGUACUGAAAUGGAAAUUCUUUGGCAGAAAACAUCGUGCUGCCAAGUAAAGUUGCUCAGCGUUCGGUUUGCGGAAAAAUGAAUCAUUUCGCUUCUCAUUGCUUUACUAAAACGAGAGGAUACGUCGUCGAAUCAGAUAGUGAAAGCGAACUCAAUGAAUACUGCCUCAUGCUUCGCUCGGUGGAUGAAAGUGAAGUAAUUAGGAUUUAUGCAGCGAGCGAUCAGGAAUAUGCCAAAAAGUUGUUUGUUACAAUCAACGUCGGAAAUACACUAGUCAAGUUUCAACUGAAUAGUGGCGCGACAUGGAAUUUGAUUCCCGCAAAGUUUCUUCGACCUGAAGUCGAACUGUUUAAUUUCCUACGCGGAAAUUACCCACAAUGUACAACAACAAAAUCAUGAGACCUCUUGAAAAGUGCACUGUAGCAGUAUCUAACCCUAAGAAAACCAAAACGUAUCGGAUCGAAUUUGUUGUUGUGGACGAUGACUAGUCGACGCCGAUUUUAGGAAAUCCAACGAUGCAGCAGAUGGCUUUUUUCAGGGUGCAACAUCAAAACGUUAUGGCCGUCAAUACUGUGGUUCAACGCAGUAGUCAGUGCCUCUUUCAAUUAAAGAAGUCUUAAGCUCUGGCUAUAAAAAGGGAUCCACCAUGUACCAGGCCGACACCCUAGGUGGAGCUUAUUUACCCUACAAUGGAAGCUAGGAAGUCCCUUCAGAGAUUAAGAGCAUCAACAUGACACAGCACAUCCAUUUAAGCAAGUUCCCUUCAAGAAAUUAAAGACCACAGGCAGAAGGAUAACAGCCUUCUAGAGCUGAUCAAAGUCAUUAAGGCUGGUUGGCCUGAAACUCAAGGGGAGUUGUUUCAUCUAGUGUUGCCUUUCUUUGACGUUAUGAUGAGUUGA
Molecule: messenger RNA, 1606 nt
Organism: Pocillopora meandrina
Lineage: Eukaryota; Metazoa; Cnidaria; Anthozoa; Scleractinia; Pocilloporidae
Source: the annotation of a GenBank genome assembly